AUAAAUGGGCCGAGCCCUAAAGAAAUUGUUGAAGAGGGUUAGAUGGAAUAGGGUAUUUAAACAAAAUUAGGGUUUCACUCGUUUUCUCUCUCUCUCUCUCACAACUUCACUAGUCGUCUGAAUCGGAGCUACGCUUGCAAACUCCAAUCAUGGCGAGAGGUUUGAAGAAGCAUUUGAAGAGGCUCAAUGCCCCUAAGCAUUGGAUGCUUGACAAACUCGGUGGUGCUUUUGCCCCCAAGCCAUCUUCUGGACCCCACAAGUCGAGGGAGUGCCUUCCCCUCGUUCUUAUCAUCAGGAACAGGUUGAAGUACGCUCUCACCUACCGUGAGGUCAUCUCCAUCUUGAUGCAAAGGCACAUCCAGGUUGAUGGCAAAGUCAGGACUGACAAGACCUACCCUGCUGGUUUCAUGGAUGUUGUCUCUAUCCCCAAGACUAACGAGAACUUCCGUCUUCUCUAUGACACCAAGGGUCGUUUCCGUCUCCACUCCAUCAGAGAUGAGGAAGCCAAGUUUAAGCUUUGCAAGGUUCGAACUAUCCAGGUCGGACAGAAGGGUAUUCCUUACCUCAACACAUACGAUGGUCGCACCAUCCGUUACCCUGACCCACUCAUCAAGCCUAAUGACACCAUCAAGCUCGACCUGGAGGAGAACAAGAUUGUGGACUCCAUCAAGUUUGAUGUCGGCAAUGUUGUGAUGGUGACUGGAGGAAGAAACAGAGGGCGUGUUGGUGUGAUUAAGAACCGUGAGAAGCAUAAGGGAAGCUUCGAGACAAUCCACAUCCAAGACUCUACAGGACAUGAGUUUGCAACACGGUUGGGAAAUGUCUUCACCCUCGGCAAAGGAACUAAGCCCUGGGUUUCUCUUCCUAAGGGUAAAGGUAUUAAGCUCACCAUCAUCGAGGAAGCCAGGAAGAGGCUCGCUGGCCAACAAGCUGCUUAAGUUUUCGACUUUCAGCUCUUUAUCAUGUCGUUUUAGAUGACUUUUGUUUCCUUAGACUCUCACUUUGCAUCUUUUGGUUUGCUACUCAGUUUUGGAACUUAAGUUAUUUUAUCUAUUUCAAGAGUUUUAAAACA
Messenger RNA from Brassica napus (rape), 1072 nucleotides. RefSeq names its product 40S ribosomal protein S4-2-like. The record is from RefSeq and is a predicted model, not a curated record. Gene Ontology annotation, cellular component: cytosolic small ribosomal subunit; ribosome. The transcript is spliced from 4 exons. NCBI's taxonomy places the organism in Eukaryota, Viridiplantae, Streptophyta, Magnoliopsida, Brassicales, Brassicaceae. Gene Ontology annotation, molecular function: structural constituent of ribosome; RNA binding. The coding region runs from base 150 to 938 and encodes 262 amino acids. Gene Ontology annotation, biological process: translation.